Erythranthe guttata (spotted monkey flower) is the source of this 1355-nucleotide messenger RNA. Its product is annotated as glycosyltransferase BC10. Gene Ontology annotation, cellular component: membrane. Gene Ontology annotation, molecular function: glycosyltransferase activity. The record is from RefSeq and is a predicted model, not a curated record. NCBI's taxonomy places the organism in Eukaryota, Viridiplantae, Streptophyta, Magnoliopsida, Lamiales, Phrymaceae.
AAAAAAAAAAAACAAUGCAUGUAAAAGAACUCUCCAUACGCAUCAAAAGAGAAGCAAAAGAUGGAAGAUUCCAAAUCGCUACAACCAUAGUCUUCUGUCUAUCGAUUGCAUUUCUCGUCUUGGUCCUAGGUAUGGUAAUCAACGACCACUUCAAAAAAUACGUUAUUUACGAAGAUCUAUCCUUCUCGUCUCUAAACGCUUUUCCUCCACAAAUAUUCACUCCCUCUCAAUCUCCAACACAACGAUGCACGCAAAAGUGCAACACUACUUCAAACAGGUCGUUCGAAGAAUGGAUUUCUCCGAAAGAUGUUUGGCAUACGAUGAGCGAUCGAGAAUUAAUGUGGAGGGCGUCUUUGGUUCCUCGUAUACUCGAUUUUCCUUUCAAUCGAACGCCGAAAGUUGCGUUCAUGUUCUUGACUAGGGGGAAACUACCGUUGGCGCCACUUUGGGAGAUGUUCUUUAAAGGGAACGAAGGCCUCUUCUCAAUCUACCUUCAUACCUUGCCGGAGUUCACUUACGAGCCACCGGAGUCUUCCGUUUUCUACAAGCGCAGAAUACCUAGUAAGUUGGUUCAGUGGGGAAGACCAAGCAUGAUCGACGCAGAAAGGCGCCUUCUCGCAAACGCGCUUCUCGACUUCACAAACCAAAGAUUCGUACUCCUAUCAGAAACGUGCAUCCCUCUAUUCAACUUCUCCACCAUCUACAACUACCUUAUCAACUCCAACCAAAGCUUUCUAAGCACCUUCGACGAUCCCCGCCCGAUCGGGCGGGGCCGCUACAACAAACGCAUGGGGCCCGCAAUCUCUUUAUCCGACUGGCGAAAAGGGUCACAAUGGUUUGAGGCCAAUAGGGAACUCGCAAUAGCAAUAAUAUCCGACGUCGAAUACUACCCAAUUUUUAGAAACCAUUGCUUGCCACCUUGUUAUAUGGAUGAACACUACUUGCCAACUUUGGUGAACAAAGUUUGCCCUAAUUUGACUUCGAAUCGGACCGUUACAUGGACCGAUUGGUCCGAAGGUGGGUCCCAUCCUAGGAUGUUUAUGAGAAACGAUGUCACCGAAGAGUUUUUGGAUCGUGUUCGGAGUGGAUUUAAUUGUACUUACAAUGGGGAGAUGAGAUCAAUUUGCUCCCUCUUUGCAAGAAAGUUUCAUCCUACUACUUUGCAACCUUUGCUUAGGAUUGCCCCUAAAUUACUAGGUUUCAAUCCCUAGAUAUAUGCUUGGAUCUUACAAUGUUGUGUCAUAAUUCUCAAACUACAGUUUAACCUCCAUAAACCAAUGCAGUUGGAACCAGGGAAAUUGUAUUAAUUUACCGAAUUAUUAAAUUAUCAAGUUAAUAAUUUAACGCAUUUUCAC